Aspergillus brunneoviolaceus CBS 621.78 is the source of this 1255-nucleotide messenger RNA. RefSeq lists its product as uncharacterized. The coding region runs from base 458 to 1036 and encodes 192 amino acids. Lineage: Eukaryota; Fungi; Ascomycota; Eurotiomycetes; Eurotiales; Aspergillaceae. The transcript has a single exon. The record is from RefSeq and is a predicted model, not a curated record.
CAGGAACAAACGUAUGGUUCCUGGUGUACCUUGCACAAAACCCCCGCCAUGAUUCGCCGCUGAACCAGGCAACCGUGGGUGCCAGGAUCUAGAAUUUUAGAAUUUUGUGCCUGUCUUCAAAGUUUGACACGUUCCACGCUUUUGUUUUACAUGUCGCCUUUGGAGACAGCUGACACAUCGCGGCUGACGCAGCCGCCUUCGUUUCCGGUCUCCACCAUGAGAUAGGUAUAAAGCUACCCUUCGUGGCACUGCUAUCUGCUCUCUCACAACCAUCCUCUCCUUUGAAGGUUCUUUACCAGUCUACUCUACUUUCGCUACUGAGGUUGAUCCUCGUGCAUUCCUUUCGUGUCACUUGUCCGUUGGUCUGUUGAUCAGAACUACCUUCUCUCUUCAUCGCAUCACAUUCUUCCGCAAUCGGUCUCUAUCCAACCACAAAGAAACACAUCAAUCUUUCACAAUGAUGUUCACCAAGCUUUCUCUUGCUGCUACCUUCGCUCUCGCGGCCUCCGCGCUUCCCCAGCCGUUGCAGUCGAGCACCACCAGCUCCGCAACCGCCACCUCGAGCAGCAGCAGCGCUAGCGCCAGCUCCUCUUCUUCCUCCAGCGGCGGGGGCAGUGUCUCCAUCGUCAACAACAUGAACAGCACUGUCUACCUCUGGUCCACCGCCACCACCACCGGCUCCAGCAGCAUGCAGUCCCUGUCUUCCGGUGGCGGCAGCUACUCCGAGGACUGGCAGACCACCUCCGACGGCGGCAUCUCCAUCAAGCUGUCCACCACCACGGAUGAAAGCAGCGUCCUGCAGUUCGAGUACACCACUGACGGUGACACCCUCUACUGGGACCUGUCGUCCAUCAACCUGGACAAGGACUCCGCCUUCGUGACCGCGGGCUUCUCUGCUAGUCCCUCGGACUCGAGCUGCACCUCCGUCACCUGCUCCGCCGGCGACUCGGAUUGCUCCGCCUCGUACCAGCAGCCCGAUGAUACCGAUACCAACAGCUGCACGACUUCGUCGGGCAUCACUCUCACUUUGGGCUAAGCCCGCACAACCACUUUGAUGGGGGUAUUUAGGGGCUUUCCCCGCCUGGACCGAGCGUCCUAGAGAUGCCGUCCGGCGGGAGCCACAUUUGGGAUACUCGCGGCAGGUCUUGCUUGACCUGUGCGUGAGACGACGGCCCGCGGGGCAGGCCUUGAUGCACUUUAUGAACUGUACUUGGGUUACGAUCUGUUUAUAGACUUCCAAAACGAUAGACGCUAG